AUGUCUUAUAAUGAUUCAGAAGCUACAUUAGUUCAAGGCCACAACUCACUAUCAAGAAACCUCCACAACAACUUCCAAGACUUAAAAUUAAAAAACCUAAUUUGACCUCCAAACUUACCAGUCUUCAAUACUUAUAACCAAGAAGCCUUUGUCGAAAAUCCCAACAAAACAGCACGGUACUAUAGCUACAGGGGGAAGAUGAUAGAUUUUAGCUCGAAUACAUUUGAAAAGGAGUUUGUAAGGAAAGGGACUGAUGUUUCUUUGCCUAAGGAUAGAAAGUCAAAAAUGGCUAAUAUCAUCAACCUCAACUUGAGCACUGAAAGGGUUAAAAGAGAGAGGGGCCAACGUCUAGAAAAAUAAAUCUAAAAUUCAUCAAGCAUUGAACAAAAACAGAAAUAUUAUUAAAGCAAAGACCAGAAAUAACCUUACCUUUGGGAUGCUCAACAACUACCAAAAGUCAGCUGAUGGACUCUACAGAAGCAAAUGGGUUUUAAAGAACAGAAACAAAUUCAAGAACAUUCAGAAAGUCUCCCGCCGCACUAACAAUUUUUCUAUUAUCACAAUGAUUCCUAAAAGGGACAGAAGUGGUGCUCGAAAUGAUACUCUUGGCACCUCUGCUUUUGGAACUGACCAGAUCAAAACUUCUUUUAAAAGUAGAAAUGCUCUAGCGAAAAGAUCAGGAGGGAAAUAUACCAAACGAGUUCUUGAGAUACAGUCAAAAUGCCUCGAACACAUUCCAUCACCUUUGCAAAAAUACAAUAUUUCUGAACCGAUCUUGAAUACUAAAAAUGACAAAAAGAAGCCAAAGUUGUCCCUCAUCGGCGGACUUUAUGAGCCUUUAUAUCAAGAAGCAGAUGGAUCUCAGCAGAUUAGAAUAAAGAUCAAGAAGAAGAACCUGUUCAAGUUGCCGAAUUUCAGAGAUGGCCUUAACAUUUCACUUGGCCAAAAGUUUUAA
Moneuplotes crassus is the source of this 955-nucleotide messenger RNA. The record is from the annotation of a GenBank genome assembly. Lineage: Eukaryota; Ciliophora; Spirotrichea; Euplotida; Euplotidae.